Andrographis paniculata is the source of this 842-nucleotide messenger RNA. RefSeq names its product transcription repressor MYB5-like. The coding region runs from base 14 to 715 and encodes 233 amino acids. The record is from RefSeq and is a predicted model, not a curated record. The transcript is spliced from 2 exons. Lineage: Eukaryota; Viridiplantae; Streptophyta; Magnoliopsida; Lamiales; Acanthaceae.
UUAAGAAGAGAAAAUGGGAAGAUCCCCUUGCUGCUCAAAGGUGGGAUUGAAGAGAGGGCCAUGGUCAGCUGAAGAAGACGAUCUGCUCAAAGAUUAUCUUCACAAACAUGGCGAAGGUCAAUGGAGAUCCCUCCCAAAGAAAGCAGGGCUUUUGAGGUGCGGGAAGAGCUGCCGGCUGAGGUGGAUGAACUAUCUCCGGCCGGGGAUCGUCCGGGGGAACAUCACCGCCGACGAAGAGGAUCUGAUCGUACGGCUCCACGCGCUCCUCGGAAAUCGAUGGUCGCUGAUCGCCGGCAGAUUGCCCGGUCGAACCGACAAUGAGAUCAAGAAUUACUGGAACACUCAUCUGUUCAAGAAGAUCACCGCCGCCGGCGGUCGCAAUCGAGGCUUUUUGGGAGCUAGCGAGAAGAAUAUUCCGGCCGCCGGAAAUAGCAGCGCCGUCGGAACUGAUCCGGAGAAGAAAGUUUAUUUGCCGAAACCGAUGAGAGUCUCGUCGUCGGAGUUAUUUUCGAGGACUGAGAGCUACGAUAGCCUCGCGAGCAAGACGUCGAGCUGUGGAAGCCCUGAGGAGUGGCCGCCGUUAUUUCAUCUGCAGGGCGGCGGCGACGGCGGAGAAGAGGAGGAUUUUUUUACAGUGCCGAUGGUGCAUUGUUUAGAUUCAAUGUCGGAAGACGACGUGAACAGAGUCUACGAUGAGUAUUUGCAGCUUCUGUAAAUUGUGAAAUAUUAUUAUUUUAAAACAGUAAAUAGCUAGUGACAUUAAUUGACCUUUUCUAAAUAUUUAAUUUUUUUUCCAUUCUAAAUUUAUGUAAGAAAUAUAUAUUAUUUUUUCUUACGUAAAU